AUGAAGGUAACACUAACCCACGGCAAGAGGCUCUGGGAGGUCGCUGAGGACGACAUCACUUUCACGGAGGAAGACACAGACGAAUUGUUGCUACCACACAAUGAUGUAUUGGUAAUUUCUUUAAAUGUAUUAGAUUUAAAAAUCAAACGUGUUCGGGUGGAUCCAUGGAGUUCGGCCAAUAUCAUACAAUUGAGGAUUUUGGAGCAAUCCAAGCUUACCAGAAGCAUCAUUCCGGCCACAAAACUCCUCGUCGGGUUCAACCUUGCAAGCGUGACAACCCAGGAAGAGAUCCUGCUACCCACAAAUGCCGAGGGGGUGAUAAAGACGACCCUUUUCAAGGUUGUGGAUAGAGAUAUGGGUUACAACAUUAUUCUGGGAAGACCAUGGUUGUACGAGAUAAAAGUUGUACCAUCAACGUAUCAUCAGUUGCUGAAAUUCCUAACUCCCGAGGGGAUUAAACAGAUAAAAGGCGACCAACUGGCGAGAAGGGAGAUGAAUGCGAUUUCGGUCUCCAAUAGCAAAGGGAAGGAGCAUGCGGCAUAG
Messenger RNA from Nicotiana tabacum (common tobacco), 543 nucleotides. NCBI's taxonomy places the organism in Eukaryota, Viridiplantae, Streptophyta, Magnoliopsida, Solanales, Solanaceae. The record is from RefSeq and is a predicted model, not a curated record.